CACCCUGCUAUCCGUCAUCACUCCACGAGCCCAUCAUUUACAUUAAGAUUAAUUUUAGAAGACACACUGAAAAAAGUGAGACCAUUCAGGGGAGACUUUGGAUACGAAGGAGAGCAUGGUCCUGUCCACUGGCCGAGUACGUUCCCUGAAUGCGGUGGCAGAGCGCAGAGCCCUUUGGACAUCGACAUAAGUCAAACCGAGUCCCUCGAUAUCCAGACACCCCUGGAGGUCCCAGAUUUGAUGUGGUCUUCAUAUCAAUUUAAGAUAUUGAAUAAUGGCCACACAGUGCAGCUGCAGCCAGUGGAUCCAGCCUCUGUGGAGAAAUCGGUCCUACGAGGCGGUCCGCUGACGGGCGAAUACCAGUUUCUCCAGUUGCACUUCCACUGGGGUGAGAGCGACGAUAUGGGCAGCGAGCACGCUGUUGAUGGCUCCUACUAUGCUAUGGAGAUGCAUAUGGUAUUUUCAAGAAAAGCAGCACGUGGCAAGGAGAAUUCCUAUAGGGAACAUGGUGAUGCAGCAGUAUUGGCGGUCUUCCUGGAGCUGGUUGACGAUAACAACCCUGUACUAAAGCCCGUGGUGUCACACCUGCCACAACUGCGGGAGGUGGACUCCGAGGUGUACCCACAGAUGUCCAUGUCUACCGUAAAACUGGUUCCUGAAGAGCGGGGCAGCCUGCUGGUGUACAAUGGGUCGCUCACCACGCCACCGUGCUCGGAGACCGUCACCUGGAUCAUCUUCCGUCAGCCAAUCACUAUCUCUUCCGAUCAGGUGGAAGGCUUCAGGAGAGUGAAGUCCGCACAUGGACAGCUGAGAAAGAACAGAAGGCCGGUGCAGCCGCUCAACGGCCGGACUGUGUACACUGUGUCUCCGAACCGCAAGUUCACGGAGAGUGCCACAGCUCGCAGUGUGUCUCCAGAGCCCAGGUUCAGGGAGACCACCACACGAUCCGGGCUGUUCUUCCUGUGUGCGCUGCUACUGCACUCCAUACACUAUCUCUAG
Molecule: messenger RNA, 999 nt
Organism: Schistocerca piceifrons (Central American locust)
Lineage: Eukaryota; Metazoa; Arthropoda; Insecta; Orthoptera; Acrididae
Product: carbonic anhydrase 13-like
Exons: 7
Coding region: 241-999 (252 amino acids)
Molecular function (GO): zinc ion binding; carbonate dehydratase activity
Source: RefSeq, a predicted model, not a curated record